GCAGGAGAGGCCGCUAAAGAGCUCCGGGUGGCGGCAAGUUCUGGGCCACGAGCCUCCUGGGUCCGCUGCUCCUGUCGAUAGGAGUCCAGGAGCAGAUGACAGUGCAUAACCUAUACCUCUUUGACCGCAAUGGUAUUUGCCUACACUAUAGUGAGUGGAAUCGGAAGAAGCAAGCUGGCAUUUCCAAAGAAGAGGAGUUUAAGCUGAUGUAUGGCAUGCUCUUCUCCAUCCGCUCGUUUGUAAGCAAAAUGAGCCCGCUUGAUAUGAAGGAAGGCUUUCUCUCCUUCCAGACCAGCAAAUACAAGCUCCACUAUUACGAGACGCCCACUGGGCUCAAGGUGGUAAUGAAUACAGACUUGGGCGUGGGCAACAUCCGAGAUGUGCUGCACCAGAUCUACAGCUAUAUUUACGUGGAGUACGUGGUCAAGAAUCCACUGUGCAGCUUGAACGAGACGAUCCAGAGCGAACUCUUCCGCAGCAAGCUGGACACCUUCGUCCGGAGCCUGCCGUUCUUCUCCGCUCGAGCUGGCUAGUUAAUUUUUCCUUUGUAUUCCAAGGACUGCAUUUCCCAUGAUGCAUGUAGACUGAUGUCAGAUGGUAAGCAUGGCAGUUUCUCUACAAGACAAAGCCACGCUUGCCACAAUGCACUUCCUUGCCUGGGCCAAGAAGCUACGCUUGGAUAAUAUUCAGUGGAUUCGUUUCUGUGGUUCUCCCACCCUCCCAAAAUGGAUUUUUGGCUCAGUAUCUGUUUUCUUUGUGUAUUUCCCUUGGUCUUUGUGACCAGGACAGCCGCUCUUCAUUGGUGGGGUUGUUUCUUUCUCUCUUAUACACAAUAUUUUGCCGGCUCGAAUUUGUUUCUUUCCACUUCUAGAUGUUUUCUUUUUUUGCUGCAUUUCCUACACCUCCCCCCUCCCCAAACCCCUCUAUUUAUAGACAGCCCCUUCUCCUUUUCCAGUUGAGUGCUCUCCCAGCCUGGACAGGAUGUCUCAUGCCCAUGGGGCUGAUUGGUCACAAAAGGAUGCAGCAGCUGCGUGUCUCUUCCCCCCCCCCCCAUGUGUCUCACCAAAAGCUGAGUGAGCAGCAGCAAUUCCGAUUUCCACCGCUGGGAAGGGCCAGUGAGCACAAGGAGUUUGGAAAUGGCCCGCGCUUUUUUUACGGAAACUGACUUGCAUGAAUUAAGUGGCAGUGAUGCACCUGGAAUGAGCUUUGAUUGGCCUUACAUAAUUUUGGUCUCCUGCAGGUAUUGGGGAGAGGGUGCCACUGUAGGUUUUUUGAGUUUUGCUGAACCCCGUUGCCAUCUUCCCUUGGCCUCUUCCGGCUUGCAAGGUGUGGAAGCGCCCUGGUUAUCCCGUCCCACUUUCCUGUGUGGUGUCAAGAGAGACAUGGUAGAUCAAAGCUGUGCCUGUACCAUUAAAGGCGAAAA
Molecule: messenger RNA, 1423 nt
Organism: Eublepharis macularius
Lineage: Eukaryota; Metazoa; Chordata; Lepidosauria; Squamata; Eublepharidae
Gene: TRAPPC1
Product: trafficking protein particle complex subunit 1
Exons: 5
Coding region: 96-533 (145 amino acids)
Biological process (GO): endoplasmic reticulum to Golgi vesicle-mediated transport
Cellular component (GO): TRAPP complex
Source: RefSeq, a predicted model, not a curated record